AUGGCGAUUUCACCCGAACCCAUGUCCCAAAACCCGAUUGAUUUCCGUGCCCCGCCCCCUUCUCCCAUAGCCUCUGGCCGCCGAUCGACUGUCACCAAUGACGACAUUUUCACCGAAUUCCUCCACCACUCGCUACGUGUCCCCGACCUCGCCAUACCCAAUAAGGCUUUUCCCCGCCAGCUCUUCAUCGAAAGCCCCCCGGUAAUUGAUUUCCUAACCUUGGAUUCCAAGGAAAGCGAUUCAAUACAGAAGAUUUUGGUUUCUUUGUCCGGUAUUGGAUGCUUUCAGCUAGUGAACCACGGGAUCCCACCGGAAGCUUUAGGUGCGGCAUUGGCUGCUGCCGCCGGACUUUUCCAUCAUGUCCCACCGGAAAAGAAGGCGGUGGUGACGAGGUCAUUGGAAAGGUUGUAUGGUUUUGAGGAAGGUCAUGGAGAGGAGGGUGAGGGUGAUGAAUUGAGUGAAGAGUUUGUGUGGUCAUGUAGAGAUGAAGGUUUGAAGUUGCGAAUGGAGGGAAUUUGGCCUGUUGGAUAUUCAAAUUUCAGCGAGAAAAUGGAAACCCUGCUGUUGGAGAUAGAAAAGGUUGCUGAGAAAAUUCUACCAGCCCUCUGGGAAAAUUUUCUCAGAAAAUCAGUUUUUGGAAAUGAUAUGAUUCUACAGCAACAACUUGGGCCAGUAUGUUGUAUAUACAAGCACCGCAGAAACGUACUAGCUGGUCGGUGGUAUGAUGUGAUUAGGAUGCUGAUAAGGGGUACUGAUUUCUCUCAUACCCUGCGUUUACAUAUAUGUGAUGGGUCUUCAGAGUUUCAAGUGUACUCCAAGAAAGGUUGGAUAUCUUUUAGCCCAGAGAAAGGUGCUCUGAUAAUCACUGUCGGAGACCAAAUCCAGGCAUUGAGUGGUGGGCUUUACAAGCACGUGAUAGGAAGGCCAAUCUUUACGGAUGAGAGAGAGAACUGUAUAUCAAUGGCUUUCCUCUGUUCCCCUCCAAGCUCCACCACAGCCAGCUACUCCAAAACCAGCAGCAGGGUGAAGAGGGCCAUUUCACCGAGUCAACAAGCCUUGGUGGCUUUAAUUUUGACUUUUAUAUACCAGUUUUUUGUUUACAUUUACAAGAAGUUUUGAUGUUGCCUUCACUACAUCAAUCUAUUUGCAAUUAUACAUCUAUUUUCAUUUUUUCAUAAUAUAUACGUUUUAUACCUAAA
This is a messenger RNA of Carya illinoinensis, 1199 nucleotides long. RefSeq names its product 1-aminocyclopropane-1-carboxylate oxidase-like. The record is from RefSeq and is a predicted model, not a curated record. Bases 1 to 1119 code for a protein of 372 amino acids. NCBI's taxonomy places the organism in Eukaryota, Viridiplantae, Streptophyta, Magnoliopsida, Fagales, Juglandaceae. The transcript has 3 exons.